GCAGCGGGAUCGCGUCACUGGGGCGCGCCGCGGGUCCAGGCGCGAUGGCGGCGCUGGGCGGGGAUGGGCUUCGCCUGCUGUCGGUGUCCCGGCCAGAGCGGCAGCCCGAGUCGGCGGCUCUGGGCGGCCCAGGCCCCGGGCUGUGCUGCUGGGUGUCUGUGUUCUCUUGUCUCAGCCUCGCCUGCUCCUACGUGGGCAGCCUCUACGUCUGGAAGAGCGAGCUGCCCAGGGACCAUCCUGCAGUCAUAAAGCGGCGCUUCACCAGUGUCCUGGUGGUGUCAAGUCUCUCGCCCCUCUGCGUGCUACUCUGGAGGGAACUCACGGGCAUCCAGCCAGGCACAUCCCUGCUCACCCUGAUGGGAUUCAGGCUGGAGGGCAUUUUCCCAGCAGCACUGCUGCCCCUGCUGCUGACCAUGAUCCUUUUCUUGGGCCCACUGAUGCAGCUUUCCAUGGAUUGCCCCUGUGACCUGGCAGAUGGCCUGAAGGUUGUCUUAGCCCCUCGCUCCUGGGCCCGCUGCCUCACAGACAUGCGUUGGCUGCGAAACCAAGUGAUCGCCCCCCUGACAGAGGAGCUGGUGUUCCGGGCCUGCAUGCUGCCCAUGUUAGCGCCGUGCACGGGCCUGGGCCCUGCUGUGUUCACUUGCCCACUCUUCUUUGGAGUUGCCCAUUUUCACCACAUUUUUGAGCAGCUUCGUUUCCGCCAGAGCAGUGUGGGGAGCAUCUUUCUGUCUGCAGCGUUCCAGUUCUCCUACACAGCUGUCUUCGGUGCCUACACUGCUUUCCUCUUCAUCCGCACAGGACACCUGAUCGGGCCGGUUCUCUGCCACUCCUUCUGCAAUUACAUGGGCUUUCCUGCCGUGUGUGCAGCCCUGGAGCAUCCGCAGAGGCGGCCCCUGCUGGCAGGCUAUGCCCUGGGUGUGGGACUCUUCCUGCUUCUGCUCCAGCCCCUCACGGACCCUAAGCUCUACGGCAGCCUUCCCCUCUGUGUGCUUUUGGAGCGGGCCGGGGACUCAGAGGCUCCCCUGUGCUCCUGACCCAUGCUCUGUACACACUCCUAUGAACUCUCAUGGGCUUCCCAGCCCCUCCCUGUCAAGGGGUACUACAGGGAAGGAGCUGGCGGAGGCCCCGAGAACUCAGGAAUUUUUGUAGGGGAUUGAAGCCAGAGCUAGUUGAAUCCCAGGGACCAAGAGAAAGGAGCAGACAUCCCAGGAUGUGGCCGCUCCUGAAAGGGUCGAGGAGCAGCCGGGAGUGAGGGGACGCGGGGCCGGGCCCCGGAGCCGAGCACUCCUGCCUCACCUGGGACUGCUGCUUCCCUGAGCUGCUCUGUCCCCCCUGCCUCUGAAAAGCUGCUCGGGGGGUGGAAUUUACAGAAACCCCCCAACUUCCCAGGGUUUUCUCAUUGUCUUUUUGCAUCAGGACUUUGUAUUGGGAUAUUAAAGAGAUUUAACUUGGGUAA
Messenger RNA from Dama dama (fallow deer), 1456 nucleotides. RefSeq names its product Ras converting CAAX endopeptidase 1 (gene RCE1). Gene Ontology annotation, cellular component: endoplasmic reticulum membrane. NCBI's taxonomy places the organism in Eukaryota, Metazoa, Chordata, Mammalia, Artiodactyla, Cervidae. Gene Ontology annotation, molecular function: metalloendopeptidase activity. The coding region runs from base 45 to 1034 and encodes 329 amino acids. The record is from RefSeq and is a predicted model, not a curated record. Gene Ontology annotation, biological process: CAAX-box protein processing. The transcript is spliced from 8 exons.